CGACGCUCGAAGGUACGUCACGAUACCGGAAGUAAACAAAGCGGACCGCAGUGUUCGACGUCCCCCCCCACCCCCCGUGCUGUGACAGCUCGUGCAGGUGUGAUGUGGCUCUGGCAUGUAUAAUCUCCAUAUCCCUUCCUGACGGUGUCGACCCAGACAGUCAGGCCGUGGAGGGUGCCAUGGCUGAGGUGAUGGGACAGAGGAGCUUGCUGGGCUUUGGUGUGGUGUUGGCAUGGCUGGUUCUGUUCCACCUGCUGGUCAACAUCUGGCUACUUUGUUUGUUCACCAGCCUGUUGGUGGUGCUCGGUGGCUGGCUUGGCUCGCAGGCAGUCCUCGAUUCCAACAGUGUGGUUCAUCUGGAGAGGUUUAUCACACUGGAGCAGGUUCCACCCUCCGUGGAGGCUGAUCAACACUUGGACCAAGAGAUCCACAACACAGUGAGGAAAAUCAUCAGGGACUUUGUCACCUCCUGGUACUGCACAGUGUCCUCUGAGACUGGUUUUGAGACAGAAGUCAAAGAGGCCAUGAUCUGUAUGGCCAUGGAACUGAAAACACGUGCUAGACAUGUCGACAGGAAGGAGCUGACCCAGAGGAUCCUCGAUCUGUUUGGCUGCCACCUGCAGGACUACAUCAGGGCGAAGGAGCUGGUGACCGAGCAGCAGAUGACCAUGAGUUGUGAGAGCGAGCGGUUGUGGAAAGCCUAUUCCAGUCUUACCACACCUCAUCUUGCCAUGACCAGUGACAAAGCGGAGCUAAACUACACCAGAGGAUUUGUAGAUUUGUUAUUGCAUGUUCUGGUGCCAUUGCCGCACUUGGAGUCCCAUACUGGACGGUUUGUGGUUGGAGAGCUCAUCACCUGCAAUGUCUUUCUCCCUCUUAUUGCCAAACUGUCUGACCCUGACUGGUUAAACAUCCUUAUAAUUGAAAUAUUUGGGAGGUCCAGCAAACCCCAGGAAUGCAUUGCGACAGAGCCGAUGACCCCAUCACCACCAACAGAUGAAUCUAAUCUCCCUGCAUUACAAGAUAUUGCACAGGUUUCUCAAAGGAAUACUGAAACUCCCCAAGCAGGAGCACAGACUGACAUUUUCCCUGAGGCAGAGAUGGCUGAGCUUGCUGCCUAUGACGUCUUCGACUCAGGGGAGGUGGACUGUCCACAGAAUAACACUGAAGAAGAAGAAAGUCCUCCACCCUUUCUAGAGCAUUUCAUGAGAGGAAGCAAGUCAAACCCAUUUUACCAGGAAAAUGACUCGGACCUUGAUUCUCCUUUGGCUGAAUAUAAACAGAGUCCCACCGAUUCACUGGUCAUGAUAGGCCAAGAGGAGGCUCUGGAUGACAGAUGCAAAGAGUUUACCACAUCUGUUGAAAAUAACAUUGGUGUGGACUUGGAGGAUGUUUGUCCCUGUCCAUUGGAGGGCUCCUGCCAAAGCAUACGGGUGAAUUCAGAAAAUCCAAAUGGCUAUGGCCCCUCAUCAGUUGGGGCCUCACAGGGGACUCCAAGUGUCAGCAGCCUCCAGGACCUGGAAAGGGAGGCCAGUUCUCCACCAGUAAACCCAACCAGGGAGCUUCUCCUGAGCGUAGAACAGACUGGGUUGGGUAACCCUAAUGAACUAGUCAGUCCCUCGCAGGUCACUUCUCCCAUGCCAUCAUUCAGUUUCCAGCCCCUCAGUAGCCCAGAUGGACCAGUCAUCAUUCAGAACCUCCGCAUCACUGGUACCAUCACAGCUAAGGAACACAGAGGCACUGGCUCUCACCCCUACACAUUAUACACGAUCAAAUAUGAGACAGCAAUGGGUUUUGAGAGCCCAGGAAGCCUCCAGUCCGGCUCUGAUGAUGCCGAAGUCGUACAGACAACUUUGGAGAAUCCCUCUCGCAUUCAGCCAGUAGCCUAUCACAUGGUCAACAGACGAUACAGCGAGUUCCUCAACCUGCAAACACGGCUGGAAGAGAAAACUGACCUAAGAAAACUCAGCAAAGGUGUAAAAGGUCCAAGGAAAAUAUUUCCAGACAUGCCAUUUGGGAACAUGGACAGUGAGAAGAUUGAGGCCCGGAAAGGACUGCUAGAAACCUUUUUGAAGCAACUCUGUGCCAUCCCUGAAAUAGCCAACAGUGAGGAGAUGCAGGAGUUUCUGGCUCUCAAUACAGACGCCAGGAUUGCCUUUGUCAAGAAACCUUUCAUUGUGUCACGCAUAGACAAGAUUAUGGUGAAUGCCAUCGUGGACACCCUGAAGACAGCCUUUCCUCGUUCAGAGCCUCAAAGCCCCACAGAGGAUAACGAAGCAGAGGUGGAUGGUUGGAAAAUAAGUUUGGACAAGAAGAGCAAGUCUCGUCUGAAGUUCAGUAGUAAAAACAGUCCCUCUAUGAACGGCUCUGACAUAAGACCCCCAGUUUUGUUCAGUUGGGGGCAAACCAGCACAGUUUUCAGUGGGAUGUCCUUGGGAGAUUUGCAAGCCUUUAUCACUGAACAAGAAAAACUGUGCAUCAGAGUUGAGUCGGAGAGGGAGCAGAGCCCGGUGAGCAGAGAAUUCAGAGGCUAUCUGGAUGACAGCUUGAGAGGAAAGCAGAGUCAGGAGCCUGCCUCUGAGAUGGCGCUGGCUGAGGUGGCUCUGAACAUCCUGUGUCUGCUGAUGAAAGAGCAGUGGAGCUGGCUGUGCAGUGAAAACAUUCAGAGGACCAUCAGGCUGCUGUUUGGGACCUUUAUUAACAGGUGGCUAGAUGUGAGCGUAGCCAACCUGACAUCCACAGAGUUCUGGGUGUUCUACCUGCAGGUCAUACAGGAGGCAGUAUGGCCUGGUGGAGCUCUGCCUACGACCCUUCAACUUGAACGCAGCCAGCAGGAGAAGGAGAGCACCAGACAACAAGCCCUACACUGUCUGAUGAGACUCUUACCAGAUCUGGUCUCAGACAUGUUGGGACAAGACAAGUGCAAACUGAGCUGGCAGAUGGCACUGGACUCUCUUCAAGACCCCUACAUUAACAGACACCUGGUCUACUGUAUAUUUGACCUUCUGCUGGAGUUCCUGGUUCCUGAAAUACCUGAGGAGGACUUCCAGAGGAGGCUGCUGCAGACCCUCUCUAAAAACCCUGAGAAGCUGCUGGCAUGAGACGACGACCCACAAGAACACCUGCAAACCCAGCUUUUAUUUUUCAUCAUGCCAACUCGUCAUUCAGCUCAGAUGAGAUGCUGCAAAGCAGCGUGACGUCGAGGAUGCUCCUGUCCUGCUAACGUUCUGCGAUCACAGUGUGAGUGAAUAUUUCUGCUCAGACCGAAUAUCCUCUGUCCCCACUUUAAUCUCCCGAGGUCAGUCUGCCCUGUCUCUAAUUAUGUAUUGAUGUACGGCCAUGAGUCUCCUGAGCACAUUGUCCUGUAUACGAAGACACAUGUUUGAGGAAGCAUUAAUUACACGAGAGCACCUGGUUUGUGUUUGAUCGAAUGUGUCUGACGUGCGAUCCAAACAUGUGGCAAAGCACUGUCCGUUGUCUACGUCCAGCUUUGACUAAACUCACUGCAGAUGGUUUUUACACUCUGUCCUCAUCCCCUCCCAAAGGCUCUGGGAACAAGUCCUCGCACCUCUUUCUGUCAUCUAGUGAAGCAGGAUUUAUCGCCCCAAGAUUUAGCUGUUGACGACAGUUCCAUUCGUAAGUGAACUGCUGGCUCUGUAUAAACACAAUCGUGACUCUGACACAAAAUUCUUCCUCGUGAGGGGAGCAUAGGUCUCUCGCAGUGAUUUUAAACCCGCAACUAUCCGAAUGUAGGAAAAGUACAUGUGAGUUGUAAUGAAGCGUUGGCCAUAAUGCAUUUUACUGGCUUUCCAGGUAGGUUCUUUUAAUAAGUUCCACGGUGCAGUUAAUGUCUAAAUAAUAAGAGAGCCGAGCCUAACAAAAGAAGGUAUAUGAAGGACGUCUGCUGUUGGCAGAGCUCCAGUCAAUAACUUUUUUGUAGGCUAAUGUAAAACAGUGGGCUGGCAGGCUGGUUAACCACAGGCCUUUAAGCGUUGGUAAAUUACAUGGAAGCAUAUUCUCUUGUGCAAUGAAGAAAAAACCAACAUAAAUUGUUUAUGAAAAACGUUGGGUCACCAUGUGCCACCAGAACCGCUUCAGUGAGUCUCUGAACUCUACUUGAAGGAAGAGUUACAUUCUUCCCAAAGAUAUUUCCUCAUUUGGUGUUUUGAUGACGGUGGUGGAGGGAGCUGUCAAACAUACUGGUCCAGAAUCUACUAUUGGUGUUUGACUGGGUUGAAAUUUGGUGACUCUGAAGGCCACCGCUCACAAAAUUGUUAUACUCUGAUACAUAGGCUGUCUAUAAAGAUAGACGAUGAAGUGAAGCCAAAAAUAUAUAAUAUAAUAUAAUAUAUAUAGAUAUGAGCAGUGGUAGUGGGGUCCUGUCAAUUUCCAUGCUCGACUAAUCACGAGUCAGUCUCAAUUGUUAAUUUACAUAUCACCUAGUUAUUAAUCAUCAAUUAACGAAUAUAAACCAAACUUGUCAGAAACAUGAGUCAGUGUAAUAAGAACCACUUCAAAUGACAGAAUCCAUUUUUGAGAAAACCUUAUUGGACUUACUUUGACCUUUUAGUUUGAUCCAUGUCCACUGGGGGGGA
Pleuronectes platessa (European plaice) is the source of this 4595-nucleotide messenger RNA. Its product is annotated as sorting nexin-19. The transcript is spliced from 14 exons. Lineage: Eukaryota; Metazoa; Chordata; Actinopteri; Pleuronectiformes; Pleuronectidae. Gene Ontology annotation, cellular component: intracellular membrane-bounded organelle; early endosome membrane. The record is from RefSeq and is a predicted model, not a curated record. The coding region runs from base 180 to 3101 and encodes 973 amino acids. Gene Ontology annotation, molecular function: phosphatidylinositol binding.